Messenger RNA from Sebastes umbrosus (honeycomb rockfish), 2543 nucleotides. It is a transcript of the gene ngly1, whose product is annotated as N-glycanase 1. Gene Ontology annotation, molecular function: peptide-N4-(N-acetyl-beta-glucosaminyl)asparagine amidase activity. Gene Ontology annotation, cellular component: cytoplasm; cytosol; nucleus. Gene Ontology annotation, biological process: glycoprotein catabolic process; protein quality control for misfolded or incompletely synthesized proteins; protein deglycosylation. Bases 93 to 2072 code for a protein of 659 amino acids. Lineage: Eukaryota; Metazoa; Chordata; Actinopteri; Perciformes; Sebastidae. The transcript has 12 exons. The record is from RefSeq and is a predicted model, not a curated record.
ACAAAAUUGCACCACGUUAGCAUCGACGCUAGCUCUCCUCCUCACAGCCUCCAAAGGGGAACAUAUUUUUAGUUUGUUGAAGAAACAGCAGCAUGGCUGUGUCUCCAGCAGUGACAACAUUAUGUGAAAACUCAAAUGAAGUGUUCUUAGACGUCGCGAAGUUGUUACUGACAUACGCGGAUAACAUCUUAAGGAAUCCCAAUGAGGAAAAGUACAGAUCCAUCCGCAUAGGCAAUCCUACCUUCUCCACCAAGCUGUUGCCCAUCAAAGGUGCUGUGGAAUGCCUGUUUGAGAUGGGAUUUGAGGAGGCUGAGACCCACCUGGUGUUCCCCAAGUCUGCAUCAGUGGAACAGCUGAAGCUUAUCAGGGAAUCUAUAGCAGCAGAGAGGGAUCAGAGGCUGCAGGGAGGACAGCCUGUCCAACCUACUGCUCAGGCUGCUGCGGCCUUGGCCUCGACCUUGACCUCGACACCAACACCAACACCAACACCAACACCAACACCAACCCCAGCGCUAGAGAGCUCUGCUGCUGCCUCCAGCCAGCCAGUUGCGCCACCUCCAUCACAGCCUCCAUCCUUGGAGAGCAGUAUGAGCUUUUUUGUGACUCUCCAGUCAAACUUCCAACACGUGAUGCUGUAUGAAAACCCUGAGAUGCAGGAGAAAGCCAGGAGCUGCAUCCCUCACCAGGAGCUGUCCUCUGCUGCUGAACGCAAGCUGAAAGAGGCGAAAGAGGCGGAUCCAGAGUGUAAACUUGGAAUGGAAGAGUUCCUGGUGCUGGAGUUGCUCAGAUGGUUCAAGCAGGACUUCUUCUCCUGGGUGAACUCUCUGCCCUGCAGCCGCUGCAACGGCCCGACCCAGAACGCCAGCUCCCUCAGUCCCACCGCCGAGGACAUCCGCUGGGGAGCCCAGCGAGUGGAGAACCACUACUGUCAGAGCUGCCAGCUCUCCACCAGAUUCCCCAGAUACAACAAUCCUGAGAAGCUUCUUGAAACCAGGAGGGGCCGCUGUGGGGAGUGGGCGAACUGUUUCACUCUGUGCUGCAGAGCCAUCGGCCUCGAGGCCAGAUACAUCUGGGACAGCACAGACCAUGUGUGGACGGAGAUUUACUCGGUCUCUCAGCGUCGCUGGCUGCACUGUGACUCGUGUGAAAACGGCUGUGAUAAGCCUCUACUGUAUGAGGUCGGCUGGGGGAAGAAACUGGCCUACGUUCUGGCUUUCUCUAAGGACCAGGUGGUUGAUGUGACGUGGAGGUAUUCCUGCAAACAUCCAGAGGUUUUGUCAAGAAGGACCAGAGUUCAGGAGGCCUGGCUGCUGCACACCAUCAAUGGGCUCAAUGCCUCGAGGCAGCAGUCCCUGAGUCCAGACAGGAAGAAGGAGCUGACGGAGAGGCUGCUUGUCGAGCUGGUGGAGUUUAUUUCCCCCAAGAAACCAAAACCAGGAGAGCUGGGCGGACGCGACUCUGGCUCUCUGGCCUGGAGGAUGGCACGCGGGGAGACCAGAAAGGCUGAUGCAGGCACCUCCACGCAGGCUGCAGGUUACGUGUUCACUCCUACUGAGAAAGAGAAGAGUGACCGGUUACUGCAUGUGCGCUACAUUGCCUCCAAAGACCAGUACUGUCGGGUGUCCAACGACUCUGAGGUCAUCCAGAGCUGGGAUCAGGGUGUGUGGAGGAAGGAGUCCAUCUUCAGAAAGGUGGAGCAAGACUGGAAGAUGGUGUACCUAGCUCGAACAGAAGGCUCCUCCACGGGAAGCAUUAGCUGGAAGUUUGACUUUGCUCCGACGGGAAUGAAGAUAAAGUCCGUAUCGAUCAUGGCCAGCAGCCAGACCUUCCACUCUGGGAAAGUCUGCUGGCACCUGCAGACAGGCCAGACUACUAAAGAGUUCUCUGGAGAUGGGACGAUGCAGUCAUUCCAGAGUCUAUCCGGCUCCUCGGAGUUCAUUAUUGUAGCAGCACUCAGUGAUGGAGGAGAGGAGGAGUCGUCAUGGCAGCACUCCCAGCUCUUCAGACAAAGCUUGAAUGAGACGGAGGAGUCUUCAUUUGAAAUCCUCAUCCACUUAGAAGAAGAUGCUUAACAGUCGUUUUACUCAACAAAAUUGGAUCCCUAAUUCCUUUUUCAUUGUUGACUUGAGCUUAAUUGUUUGGAUGAUAGUUUUGUAUGAUGAUCAAUCAGUGCAAUAUUUAAUUUUUUUGUCAGUCAACCAGGAUGAUUAACUAAAUAUGCAUGGCCUAAUGAUAGACGUGACAUUUUGUACUCAUCACAGAGUACUAAGGCCAGAUAACCUGUGAGACAUGCAAUAUACAUGUAAAGGGUUUUAAACAUAAAGCCAUAGUUUUUGUUACAUUUGUGAAUGUGUCUGUAUUAUUAUUAUUAUUGGUGAAUAUGUCAUUUAUUAUUUGGCUAUGGAAUUUUUACACCGGUUACAUCAGUGUGUCUAAUUAUAAAGUGAGUGUUGUUAGUGUGGUGGUGAAAGGGCUGAAUGUUAGGACAUAAUAUGGUGGAAUAAUAAAGAUAUUUUUACAGUGUGGUAGUCACUAUGGCAAUG